CAGUUGCUCGUUUUAUAGGCAUUAAAGGAGUAGCUGAUAUUUUCAAAUACGUUUGAUAAGAGACAGACAACGGCAUUCAAAAUGUUCCUGACCAAAGCAAGUUUUUGCGCAUAUUUGGUCUUGGCAAUUUCGAGCGCAAGCGUUAGCGCCCAAUUUAGUCCAAACUAUGUGCCGGGAAGGACCACAAUGGUUCACCUCUUCGAGUGGAAAUGGAACGACAUUGCUGCUGAAUGUGAAAAUUUCCUUGGCCCCAAAGGCUAUGCUGGUGUCCAGGUUUCACCGGUAAAUGAAAAUGUAGUUAUCGGAAAUCGUCCUUGGUGGGAGCGUUACCAACCUAUAUCCUAUCUUCUGACCACCCGAUCGGGCAACGAGGAGCAAUUUGCGAAUAUGGUGAAACGUUGCAACAACGUCGGUGUUCGCAUCUAUGUCGAUGCGGUAUUCAACCAUAUGGCCGCCGAUAAUGCUAACGCGCGUGGCACUGGUGGUUCAACUGCCGAUCCCAGCAGGAAGAGCUUCCCAGCUGUGCCCUACUCCAGCACUGAUUUUCACACCAGUUGUGGUAUUAGUAAUUACAAUGAUGCAAAUCAAGUACGUAACUGUGAGCUCUCCGGCUUGAAGGAUUUGGAUCAGAGCAAACCUUGGGUUCGAGAUCGCAUUGUUGACUUCCUCAACAAACUUAUCAGUUUGGGUGUUGCCGGUUUCCGUGUAGAUGCAGCCAAACAUAUGUGGCCUACUGAUUUAAAGGUAAUCUACAAUCGUGUGAAUAAUUUAAGCACUGCUCAUGGCUUUGCCUCAGGUACGCGUCCGUUUAUAUUCCAAGAAGUCAUAGACUUGGGCGGUGAAGCCGUCUCCAAGAACGAAUACACGGACCUGGGCGUCGUUACUGAAUUUGCUCACUCUAAUUCGAUCGGCAAAGUAUUCCGCGGUAAGGAUGAAUUACGUUGGCUAGUCAAUUGGGGUCCACAGUGGGGCUUCUUGAACUCUGAUCGCGCAUUCAUUUUCGUGGACAACCAUGACAAUCAACGUGGUCAUGGUGCUGGUGGUGCUGAUAUCCUCAAUUACAAAACAGCCAAGCAAUACAAAAUGGCCAGUGCUUUCAUGUUGGCCCAUCCAUUUGGUAUUACGCGCGUCAUGUCUUCAUUCGCAUUCUCCAAUACUGACCAAGGCCCACCCACAACCGAUGGCACCACUAUUGCCAGUCCCAUUUUCAAUGCCGAUAAUUCUUGCAGUGGCGGUUGGAUUUGUGAGCAUCGUUGGCGUGAAAUUUACAAUAUGGUUGGCUUCAGAAACAUCGUUGCGGGCACAAGUGUGCAGAACUGGUGGGACAAUGGUGGCAACCAGAUCGCCUUUUGCCGUGGCAACAAAGGCUUCGUAGCAUUCAAUGGUGACACAUCUGACUUGAACGCUUCGCUCCAAACCUGCUUGCCAACUGGUACCUAUUGCGACAUCAUCUCUGGUGAAAAAUCUGGCUCGAUCUGUACGGGCAAGAGUGUGGUGGUCCGUGCUGAUGGUCGGGCUACAAUAACUAUUGCCAUAAAUGAAGCGGAUGGUGUGUUGGCCAUAAAUGUUGAGUCUAAAUUGUGAAUUGUUUUUAAGUGAUAUUUCCAAAAUUGUUACUCGAAUGUAAUACAUUAAUACAUAAUAUAUGUAACUGGGCAA
Molecule: messenger RNA, 1659 nt
Organism: Anastrepha ludens (Mexican fruit fly)
Lineage: Eukaryota; Metazoa; Arthropoda; Insecta; Diptera; Tephritidae
Product: alpha-amylase A-like
Exons: 3
Coding region: 82-1584 (500 amino acids)
Biological process (GO): carbohydrate metabolic process
Molecular function (GO): cation binding; alpha-amylase activity
Source: RefSeq, a predicted model, not a curated record